GUUGUCUCGUGGCUCGUGUUGAAAUCCACACCCCUGAGCUGUGAUUCAGCACAUUCCCAGAGCAGCCCGGGUUUCCUCCUGUCCGGCUGGGGGUGGAUUUCCCCUCGAGAAGCCAAUGAACAAAAGCUGAUGUAUUCCUGCCCCGCUGGGAGGAAGCGUGCUGUGCCUCCUGCCCGGCUCUUCCUGCGGGAUGCUGGCGGAGCUCGCAGAGAGCUGUGGGCGGGAUGGAGGCAGGAGGCAGCGGGGCGGGAGUGCAGAAGCCGUAGUUCUGGGCUGUGCUCUUUGGCUCCGCUCCAUGCCUCUGAAAUAACAGCUCUGCCUUGGUCUAGCUGUGCAGAGAAGCCAGAGCCGGCUGCCUGUUUCCUCCUUCAGCAAACCUAAGGGAGCAGUGUCUCGAUGGGGAAGCUGUUCUCCAAAGGCUGGCGCAAAAGAGACGCGCGUGUGGUCAUGCUGGGCCUCGACCUCGCUGGGAAAUCCACCAUCCUGUACCAGCUGAAGGGCGGCCAGGCCAUGGAGACGUGCCCAACCGUGGGCUUCAACGUGGAGGCCAUGCGGACGCCCUGUGGCAUGUGCUUCAACCUCUGGGACGUUGGGGGACAGCCCAGCCUCCGUGCCAGCUGGCACCACUACCUGGAGGACACCAACAUCCUGGUCUUUGUGCUAGACAGCGCAGACACGGCUCGGCUGCCUGAAGCGUUGGCGGUGCUGGAGGAGACCCUGGGCCACCCUGGUCUCGCUGAGGUCCCCGUCCUCCUCCUGGCCAACAAGCAGGAGCUGCCAGGGGCCAUGGCUCCCGCCGAGCUGGGGCAGCAACUGUGCAAGGGACGGCUGGCAGAACACCCAUGGAUGCUGCGGGGAUGCAGUGCCCACACUGGGCAGGGCUUGCAAGACAUCCUGGGGGUUCUGGGGGAAUUGCUCCGGUGCGUGAGGCAGGGAUCUCUGGCCCCAGAGCAGCCCCUCAGCUGAACCACGGGAUUCUGCUUUGCCAGAUGUGUCUACAAGGGACAGAAGGGUUUUGUUUUCCUCCCAGCUCCACACUACUACCCUGGUGGAGCAGGACUUGCAGCAUCUGUUCGGCUGUAAGAUGUCACCUAUGGGUAUGAUCUUCAAGCCAUGGAAGUCAGUCAGGAUUAGUGCUGAUGGACAAUCUGUGUGUAUUAAUUCCUUGCUCCCUGGGGGUUGGAACUAGAGGACUUUAAGGACCUUUCCAACCAAAGACAUUCUGUGAUUCUUGUCUUGGUUCAUUCUUUCCUUCUGUUAUUUUUAGUGAAUGCUGCUUUCAGGAAAAUUGCACCUGUUUUCCCUUGGAUUAUAUUUAAAUAUAAAGAAAUUAAAUUUGGA
Messenger RNA from Meleagris gallopavo (turkey), 1341 nucleotides. RefSeq names its product ARF like GTPase 11 (gene ARL11). The record is from RefSeq and is a predicted model, not a curated record. Gene Ontology annotation, molecular function: GTP binding; GTPase activity. NCBI's taxonomy places the organism in Eukaryota, Metazoa, Chordata, Aves, Galliformes, Phasianidae.